Eimeria necatrix is the source of this 1356-nucleotide messenger RNA. RefSeq lists its product as hypothetical. Gene Ontology annotation, biological process: trehalose catabolic process. NCBI's taxonomy places the organism in Eukaryota, Apicomplexa, Conoidasida, Eucoccidiorida, Eimeriidae. The record is from RefSeq and is a predicted model, not a curated record. The transcript has 8 exons. Gene Ontology annotation, molecular function: alpha,alpha-trehalase activity. The coding region runs from base 1 to 1356 and encodes 451 amino acids.
AUGGCUGACAAGGAAACUCCAGCGUUGGAUCGAAGCCUGCAACAACUGUGUUUUGGGGAGAGCAUUACGUUUGUAGAUGACAUCGUAUGCAGUGACGGCCCUGUGUUCUUAGCGAUGCGUAGACUUUUUAACAAGGUUGACUGCAAAGACUUGGCCGAUUUGGUUAUGAAGCUACCUGUAAGUGCUGUGGUGGCCCGCUUCGCAAACGCUCCACAAGAAGCUGAGAAGUGCAGCCUAGAGAGACUUUUCCAAGAGUGCUUUUACUCGGGCUUCCCAGAUAUUAUCGAGUGGAUUCCACCGGACGUCUCUGAAUCUCUCCCGAGUUGGUUGACAGACACGUGCUCUGGAGUGCAGGAAGCAACUACACUCACACCAAGCCUUCGGCAGAAGACGCCAUACAACCUGGCAUCUAGCUUGCCAAGGGUCCUUCCUGAUAUUUUAAUGUGUCCCACGUGUACGUAUGGUCUGCCAAGUCCUGUUUUGCCUGGAGAGACAGGAGACACCGCAACUGUCCAAAACGCCGAGAUUACGGUGGAGAAUGAAUUUGCGCGCCGUGCAAUACUUUUGUGGGCGAAGUUGGGCAGAAAAACGCGACGCACUGUAAAGACUGGCUCGCCUAUUGGCAGUGAAGCGAGUGAUCACAAGAUUGUGUCAUCUUCAGUGGACGUCCCGUGGGGCUUCAUCGUUCCGGGAGGUAGAUUCAGAGAAAUGUACUACUGGGACUCUUAUUGGAUUGUUCGAGGCCUUCUGUACAGUGGCAUGAUUUCCACAGCACGAGGAAUCAUACUCAAUUUCGCUGAGCUUGUGAGGAGAUUUGGAUUUAUCCCAAACGGAAAUCGUUCGUACUACCUGACCCGCAGUCAGCCUCCAGUCUUCAGUAUGAUGCUAUCGGCGUACUAUGCAUUCACUGGAGAUCUUGAGCUUAUUCGCGACACUUACCUUUACGUGCAACGUGAGUACUUUUACUGGAUGGAAGGCGACUCACGCCAAGUGCACGUCACUUUCGAAGGGAGGGAUCUGCAGCUGAAUCGUUAUCUUGGCCAUAUCGCGGAGCCACGAACAGAAUCCUGGGACACUGACGAGACAGUAGUUCGAACUGCAGCAGAGAAAGCCCGUCAGAAUGGCAAUCAUGAGUUCUCUGCUGCUACGCGUUCCUGCAUACUGCAAAAUAUUCGAGCAGCGGCUGAGUCGGGGUGGGAUUUCUCAUCGCGUUGGGUUCCAGAUGACGUCGAUGCAGUAACUGAAGGGGUGAUGCCCGCCCUCCGUUCAGAAUCAUUUCUGCCAGUGGAUUUGAACAGGCGCGUUCCAAGCCCUAAGUGCUGGAAGGAAAGCACAGCGCUUGCAGGCAACGCAUAG